AUGAUGUUCGACCGCUCGGAUCAUCUUGGCCGAGUGGCUCACCCGGAGUGGUACAUCCUGGUACAAGAUCUAGUGGUUCAUAAUGUUAAGUUGAAGCGUGUCCUCAUCGACGGUGGCAGCGCGCUCAAUAUCCUGUUCACCAAGACACUGGAUAAGAUGCAGAUUCCAAGAUCCAAGAUGAAGUCGAGUUCUGCUCCGUUUCAUAGGGUUGUCCCUAUGAUAUCCUCAAUGCUACUCGGCCAGAUCAGCCUUCCAGUCACCUUCGGACUCGGAAUAAUUUCCAGACAGAAUAUCUGCUUUGAAGUUGCUGAUUUUGAGGCAGCUUAUUAUGCCAUACUGGGAAGGCCAGCUCUAGCUAAGUUCGUUGUCGUCCCCUACUACACCUACUUGAUGUUGAAGAUGCCAAGUCAACAACGAGUUAUCUCAUUGCGUAGCGACGUCAAACAAGCCGUCACCUCCGACAAGGAGAGCUGCGAGAUGACCCAAUCUCAUGGGAGGGCACUCGACCAGCAAGAGGUCUGA
Molecule: messenger RNA, 522 nt
Organism: Oryza sativa Japonica Group (Japanese rice)
Lineage: Eukaryota; Viridiplantae; Streptophyta; Magnoliopsida; Poales; Poaceae
Source: RefSeq, a predicted model, not a curated record